This is a messenger RNA of Lactuca virosa, 453 nucleotides long. The record is from the annotation of a GenBank genome assembly. NCBI's taxonomy places the organism in Eukaryota, Viridiplantae, Streptophyta, Magnoliopsida, Asterales, Asteraceae.
AUGAGAGUAAGGAAGGAUCGUAUCGGGAUCAAGGUGGAGGAGGCCCGCGAGGACGGUAAUCGCCUUCGGGCUGAAAGUGAUGCCAAAGAUCAUCCAUGUAGUUGUUGGUGCGAGCUUGCUGUUCCUCGAUGUGCCAAAUGGUUGCUGUAUUUCGGUUGCCCUGGAGGCGCAAGGCAACAAGCUGACUAUAUAUAUCAAGAGGAAACUUGGGUUCGGGCUCGGGCUCGUUGUGUUGUUGAUAGGACUGGUACUCAUGUUGUGGCUCGAAGUGUGCUCACGAAGGCUGAGCAUAAGAUGGUGGCCGCAGUUGUCGGAGUGGGAGGUCAUAUUGGUCUUCAGCCUCAAAUGGGCUAUCAACAUGGCCAGUGUCUACCUGCAUGUCGUCAUCAUCUCCUGCAUCAUUAUCAUGUAACUCUUCAGGAAAGAACCAAGUUUCAGGGUUGCUGGUGGUAA